This is a messenger RNA of Penicillium subrubescens, 987 nucleotides long. Its product is annotated as short-chain dehydrogenase/reductase family protein. The coding region runs from base 1 to 987 and encodes 328 amino acids. NCBI's taxonomy places the organism in Eukaryota, Fungi, Ascomycota, Eurotiomycetes, Eurotiales, Aspergillaceae. The record is from RefSeq and is a predicted model, not a curated record. The transcript is spliced from 2 exons.
AUGCCAUUCCUCCAACCCAAAGUCACCCCCUUACCACCAGGCAUCGACCUCACCGGCAAAUCCGCCGUCGUAACCGGCGCCAGUGCAGGUCUCGGCCUCGAAACAGCCCGCCAACUCCUCACCCUAAACCUCACCACGCUCAUCCUCGCCGUCCGCAACGAAUCGAAAGGCGCAACCUGCAUCAAAAACCUCCUCCAAGACCCGGCCAUAAAAUCCAAAAAGCCAACUAUCAAAGUCCUCAAACUCGACGUCAACGAUAACAACUGUAUCACAACCUUCAGCAAAACCCUGCCACAAACCCUCCCAACUCUGGAUAUCCUCAUCCUCAAUGCUGGGAUCAGCCGCUUGAAACACAACCCCAGUCCAAGUGGCCACGAGGAAUCAGUUCAAGUGAAUUACCUCUCCAACGCACUCCUCCUCGCCGAACUCCUACCCUACUUGAACGCCAGCGCUGAAAAAACCGGCUCGCCAACCCGAAUCACCUGGCUGGGUAGUCGCAUGCACCAAACAAUGACUAGUUUCCCGAAAAAAUCACCCCUCGACACCUGCGACUCUGUCCUUGAGUACAUGGAUGGCGGGGAUACCGUCUCUCCUUUAUACCGGUACGCGGAUAGUAAGGUCCUCUGCGCAAUGUUCAUGUACAGUCUUGCGCCGCGUCUGGAUGCAAGCAAGAUCAUGUUGAACAUGGUUUGUCCGGGGAUGGUGGAUACGGCGAUUAGUGACUUUUUGCCUAUCUAUUGGAGACUGCCUGUUAAUCUUGUUAAGGCUGUGAGGGCGAGGAGUGUUGAGGCUGGGGGGUGGUUGAUUGUGAAUGCGGCUGUUGUUGCUGGGCCGGAGUCGCAUGGCAGGUUCUUGGAGGAUAAGGAGGUUCUUGAGGUAUCGAAGUAUAUCCGGUCUGAGGCUGGGAAGAAUGUGCAGGAGAAGUUGUGGGAGGAGACUAUGGAUGAGUUGAAGAAGUUGACUACUUUGCCGCGAGAAUUUGAAUGA